CUUUUCGUGUACGCACGUGUUCUUGAAUACAAAAAAAACAUAACGUAGUUUUAUUACUUAAAUUUUAAACGAUAUCAAAUUAGACCUUUAAAUUUAAAUGAAUAAAAUGGACUUGAGUACUAGUGAUAGUGAUGGCAGUGGUGAUGAUUGGGAUGAACUGAAUGAAGAUGAAUUGGUAAAUGUCAGUUGUUUAUUUUGCAGUGAUGAAUUUCGGGGUUAUGAUGAGGCUUUGAAUCACCUCAAGUUACAACAUCUAUUCGAUAUGCCAAAAUUAAUAAAAGAUUAUCAGCUAGAUGAUUAUUCUUUUAGAAAAUUUAUUAACUUUGUCAGACGGCAUAAAUUAAUGCCAAAUGAUAUUGGGUCAGUAAAAAAUGAUGCAUGGAACAAUGACGAAUAUCUAACGCCGAUUAUUCCAGACGAUGCCUGGUUGAUGUUCGAUAUUGAAGAAUUGGACGACAACUUAAUAACGAACCAACGUACUAUUGACGUUAUUGAAGAAGUCAAUGAGCCAAAUACGUCAAGAAAGAGUGAAAAAUUGAACUCUUAUCCAGUUAACGCUGAAAAUGGCUGUGUUACGUUGUCAGAACAACAUUUUGUUGAGUUACAAAAAACUAUCAAAGAAUUGAAGUCGCAAAUUAAGCAGCGCGAAGCAGCGUAUUGUUUUGCCAAAGAGCAAAUCGAAGAAAUGCAAAAAAAAAUUCAAAAUAUCAUUAUUGAUGAUGAUGUAGACACACCUAAAAGACAAUUGAAUAAUAAGGGAGUUAUUAAUGACGAGGGUUACUUUAAUACUUACAGUCAUUUUGCUAUUCAUCACGAAAUGUUAACGGAUACAGUAAGAACGGAAAGUUAUCGUGAUGCACUUUUGACAAAUUCUCAUUUAUUUAAUAAUUGUACUAUGCUAGAUGUCGGUUGUGGCACUGGUAUUUUAUCAAUGUUUGCUGCUAAAUCAGGAUGUAAAAAAAUAAUAAGUGUCGAUCAAUCUGAUGUUAUUUAUCAUGCAAUGGACAUUGUCAGAGAAAAUAAUUUAAGUGACAUUAUUGAAUUGAAAAAAGGACGACUGGAAGAUAUUGAUCUUGGGGUUGAUAAAGUCGAUGCCAUUGUAUCAGAAUGGAUGGGAUAUUUCCUAUUAUUUGAAGGAAUGUUAGAUACAGUUAUAUACGCACGUGAUCAUCAUUUAAAACCCGGUGGUAAAUUGUUACCCAAUCGUUGCACAUUAAGUAUCGUAGGAAGUGGUGAUACAAAACGUUACAUUGAUCUAGUAGAUUACUGGUCAAAUGUAUAUGGCUUUAAAAUGAGUUGUAUGAAAGCCAAAGUUGUAAAAGAACCAAGCAUAGAAAUUUGUAAUGUUAAUGAUAUUGUUACAAAUGUAGCUUUGAUUCAAGAUUUUGAUCUUUAUACAGUUGAUACUAAUUAUAUGAAUUUCACUGCACCGUUUUCAUUCACUGUGAAGAAAACGGGCUCACUGACAGCUAUCGUUGGCUAUUUUGAUACUUUCUUUGAUCUUGAGAAUCCAAUAAAAUUCAGCACAGGGCCGCAUAGUCAGCCAACUCAUUGGAAACAAACAGUUUUUUCCCUCAGUGAACCAAUCAGCAUUACCGAAGAUGAAAUAAUCGAUGGAAAAUUGAUCUGUCAACGACACCCAAAAGAUAAUCGUGCGUUAAUAAUAACUAUUACAAUUAAAAACCAUAGUCAAGUAUAUUAUCUUGAUUAGAUAU
Molecule: messenger RNA, 1715 nt
Organism: Microplitis demolitor
Lineage: Eukaryota; Metazoa; Arthropoda; Insecta; Hymenoptera; Braconidae
Gene: Art3
Exons: 7
Coding region: 98-1711 (537 amino acids)
Biological process (GO): peptidyl-arginine methylation
Cellular component (GO): nucleus
Molecular function (GO): protein-arginine N-methyltransferase activity
Source: RefSeq, a predicted model, not a curated record